GGCACAGCAGGAGAUCAAGGACAUCGAGGAUGGGCUAGAUAAGUUGGAGAACAUGUCCAUGAGGUUGAGACGAGACGAAUACGCCGAAUUCUUUAUAUGAAUGAAUCGAUACGGACCGACGGAGGAUGGAGGAACGAACGAGUCAUACGAUGGAUGGAUGGAUGGAUGAAUGGAUUUGAAUUGAAUGCAACUGAACCAAACGGGGGCAUGCAACACUGGCGUUUGUUUUUAUUUCUUGUUGAAGAUCAGGGAUGCUGCUGUUGCUGUGUUUUCAUUGGGAGGAAUACCAAGUCUUGUUGCUGCUUCGAUGGGUAUGGGGUUCUUUUGCAUGUCGUGCUCUUCCUUUGAUAGUGCUGCACAUAUCAUACUCGAGGGUUGGAAUGGAUUAAUUCUGGGUAGAUGCAUAUUCUACUCUCUUCAUACCAUGCUUUUGGAGGAUGGUUGGCUGUGAUGUUAAGAGGGAGGUAAGUCGUCCGUUGUUAC
Messenger RNA from Mollisia scopiformis, 483 nucleotides. RefSeq lists its product as uncharacterized. NCBI's taxonomy places the organism in Eukaryota, Fungi, Ascomycota, Leotiomycetes, Helotiales, Mollisiaceae. Bases 185 to 451 code for a protein of 88 amino acids. The record is from RefSeq and is a predicted model, not a curated record. The transcript is spliced from 2 exons.